Molecule: messenger RNA, 1463 nt
Organism: Sphaerodactylus townsendi
Lineage: Eukaryota; Metazoa; Chordata; Lepidosauria; Squamata; Sphaerodactylidae
Gene: DOHH
Product: deoxyhypusine hydroxylase
Exons: 4
Coding region: 401-1306 (301 amino acids)
Biological process (GO): peptidyl-hypusine biosynthetic process
Molecular function (GO): deoxyhypusine monooxygenase activity
Source: RefSeq, a predicted model, not a curated record
UUCUGAGCCCACUCACCUAAUUUAUCAAGGUCCGCUUGGAGCUCUUCGCAAUCCUUUGCGGUUCUCACCUUCUUUGAGGUCUUGAUUUUGCUGCUUUAAUGUCUGACUCCAGCCACCCAGCUUUCUGUGAAAUAGGGUGACGAUUGCCAAACCGUAAUGACCUUUCCACGCAGGUAAAAGUAACGCCGUGUUUGAUACCCCAAAAAAUCUCCUGAAUGAGGGAAAAGUCUUUUUUUUUCCUUGUAGUCUUCUGAAACGAUGAAAUUGCAAGUGCUGAAUUCUGGAGGGUGGGAAUUCUCAUGGGAUCCUUCCUUUGGUUCUUGUUCAGGUGCCCGUCGAGUUUUGGCACAGGUGCGUCCACCUCUCGGGGGCAGCUGGAUCCGCCCUGCCAGGACACAGCAUGGUGACGGAGAAGGAAAUUGAGCUGAUUGGCAAGACCCUGGUGGACUCCAGCCAGCCCCUGAAGAGCCGCUUCCGGGCUCUCUUCACCUUGCGCAAUCUGGGUGGGGCAGCUGCCAUCGAGUGGAUCAGCGGAGCCUUUGGGGACGACUCCGCCCUUCUCAAGCAUGAGCUGGCCUACUGCCUCGGGCAGAUGCAGGAUGAGCGCGCCGUCCCUGUCCUCCUCCGUGUGCUUCAGGAUACCUCUCAGGAGGCCAUGGUCCGACAUGAAGCAGGAGAAGCUUUGGGAGCUAUCGGGAACCCCAAAGUCCUGGAUGUCCUGAGACUCUACUCCUCGGACCCCGUUAUUGAGGUCGCAGAAACGUGCCAGCUGGCCGUGAAGAGGCUGGAAUGGCUUCAGACGCAGAAAGCAGAGCCCUCGACCAGCCCCUACAGUUCCGUGGACCCGGCCCCCCCUGCCCUGGAGGAAGACGUGGGGAAGCUGAGGGCAGCGUUGCUGGACGAAUCGCGGCCACUCUUCGAGCGUUACCGGGCCAUGUUUGCCCUGCGGAACCUGGGGGGAGAGCCCGCUGUCCUGGCCCUCGCUGACGGCCUAAAGUCCAGCGGCGCCCUGUUCCGCCAUGAGAUUGCGUACGUCCUGGGUCAGAUGCAGCACGAGGCCUCCGUCCCGCAGCUGAUGGCAGCCCUGGGAAAUGCGGCCGAGAACUCCAUGGUGCGUCACGAGUGCGCCGAGGCCUUGGGCUCCAUCGCCAAGGCCUCCUGCCUGGCCACUCUGCAGGCCUACGCCCAUGACAAAGAGCGCGUGGUCCGGGAGAGCUGUGAAGUGGCCCUGGACAUGUACGAUUACGAGAACGGGGUGGACUUCCAGUAUGCCGACGGACUGAGCAAAAUGCAGGCGGAAGGCUGAAGGCAGGGUUGGGGGUUGCUGGUUGCUGCCCCACUCCCCCUGGGCUGCUGCUGCCUGUAAUUCCACCAUUGUCUGGCUUUCCACACUCCUAGUCAUGGCGGCUUAGGAGGCUGGCCAGAGAAACUUUGCUUUGGUCAUUAAAUUAUUUCUGCUUUUU